Molecule: messenger RNA, 2094 nt
Organism: Drosophila grimshawi
Lineage: Eukaryota; Metazoa; Arthropoda; Insecta; Diptera; Drosophilidae
Gene: GNBP1
Product: gram-negative bacteria-binding protein 1
Exons: 5
Coding region: 418-1890 (490 amino acids)
Biological process (GO): carbohydrate metabolic process
Molecular function (GO): carbohydrate binding; hydrolase activity, hydrolyzing O-glycosyl compounds
Source: RefSeq, a predicted model, not a curated record
UAUCCGAGGUUGACGAAAGUUUUGCAUGCACAAUUCUCUAGUCAUCUUUUAAUAUACAUUGAAGAGUACAGCAAAUUACCAUUUAUUUUUAAUUGGUCCAUUUGACAAUAACCCGACCGAUAGUUGAGACCGAUUAACAACGUUCAUUUCAGAAAAGGUGACAGAUUUUUCGGAUAAAAGGCCAGCACGACUACAUUACCUGGUUCCCUUAGAAUCUAAGCUCAGAGAUUCACGCGCGUAUACAGAGAGAGGGACAGACAUGCCAUACAUGCAUGUUACAUAAAUAAUCUCAACUUAUACACGUUUUUGAAGUUUAAAAUACAUAUGUAAAUAUUAUAAAAACAAGCGGAAACCGGUUUGAGAGAGCUCCUGACCUAAUCUGUAAGUUGGAGUCGGACAAAAUAUGUUAGGUUAGUCAUGUCUGUAGACGGUAGUUUACAGAGAGAGAAGCUGCUGCUGCGGCUGCUACUUUGUAUGUGGAUUGUUGAAGUACGAUGCUACAAGGUGCCUGCUGCCAUAGUGGAGCCAUUGGAAAACGGGUUUCGUGUUUUCAUACCAGACGAACGUGGCGUCAAAAGAGUUGACUUUAAUGUAAACCGUAAUCGCAAUUUCACAGACUUUGAGGAGGGCGAGUUUAAAGCUCAGGUUCGUAAGCCUCAGGAUGGACGCUGGCAACAUGAUUUUGUUAGAGCACCUUUGAGAGCACAUGAUACGGUCUACAUUUGGACGAAUGUGCAACAUGGCAAUGCCAUAUAUCGUGAUCAGGCUUUACCGCAGCAAGUUUGUCAAUUGGCUGGCGAUUAUUUGCCAGCUAACUGCACUUUAAGAAUAUCAACACCCAGAAGCAACCUAGUACAUGUCACAUCGCCGUCUUUGCCUUGCGGUGAGGAAAGCGAAACUGUGGUGUCACCUCCACCAACCAAUCCGACUUGCAAGGGUAAAUUGAUAUUCGAGGAAGAUUUUGAUACUCUCAAUGAAAGUCUUUGGCUACACGAAGUUCGAGCACCACUUGACAAUGCAGACGCUGAGUUUGUGCUUUACGAUGGCAAGGCACGCAUUCGAAGUGGUCAACUAAUCAUCGAGCCUAAGCUGUGGUCCAGCUAUCGACCAGACUUGCAUAUAACAAAUGCUCAUCUGGAUUUGUCAGACCGUUGCACUGGGACUCACAAUAGGCAAAAGGAGUGUGUGCUGCUCACAAGUGGACCUCUUAUAUUGCCCCCUGUGGUGGUGCCACGCUUGAGCACUAAGGAAUCUUUUGGCUUUAAAUUUGGACGUGUGGAGAUUCGUGCUAAGCUUCCCAAAGGCGAUUGGCUGGUACCUCUGUUGCUGCUGGAGCCGCUCAUGGAAUCGUAUGGCCAAACUGGCUACGAAUCUGGUCAGUUGCGCGUUGCCAUGACCCGUGGUAAUGAUCAACUACGUCUGCCCCAUGGCAAACUCAUCGAUGGUCGGACUUUAUAUGCUGGAGCCGUGCUGUCAACUGAGGCGUCUCAGCGUGAAGACUUCUUUGUCCAACAACGGCGGAGUACCCACUUUGGGGAUGACUUCCACGUUUACGGCCUGAUAUGGACCAGCCAAAGUUUGCGGUUUUCAAUUGAUGGUCAGGAUUAUGGCGAACUGUUAAGGGGCUUUGCGGAAUCGGACCUAAAUGCCAGCUGGCGUCGAGGUGGGCCGAUGGCGCCCUUUGAUCGCAUGUUUUACAUCACACUGGGCCUUUCAGUUGGCGGCUUUGGAGACUUUGUUGAUGAGUUACGUACUGCUAAUUUUGAGAAGCCAUGGAUUAAUAAACAUCCACAAGCGAAGCUUAAAUUUUGGCAGAGCCAGGAUCAAUGGCUACCUACUUGGAAGAAGCCAAAGUUGAUUGUCGAUUAUGUUCGUGUUUAUGCAAUUUAGAUAAUAAUGACCUCUUCAACCUAAAUCAAACGUAAUUCAGUUAAGAAUUAUGUCCACAUAAACUCAUUAUGUUUAAUCAAUAUCAUAUCACACUCAUUUUUAUAAAUAACGCUGUAAAAUUGAGAUUUCCUGAAUGCUGUACAAUCAUCAACAGUGGGAAACUGAUACGAAAUGUUUAAUUUUUGGAAUAAAUUAAUAUUAUGA